Molecule: messenger RNA, 483 nt
Organism: Macrosiphum euphorbiae (potato aphid)
Lineage: Eukaryota; Metazoa; Arthropoda; Insecta; Hemiptera; Aphididae
Source: the annotation of a GenBank genome assembly
AUGUCAAAUAAUAUGCUGAAACUGUCGGAAAGCAGCGAUGUCCAUAGUUUUCCGGUGCAACUCAAGAUAUAUAUGUCUAUAUCUAUGUCUCUAUCUAAUAUGGCCGUGCGUGAAAAUUCUUCGGGCGAUGCUCCCGAAAUUGGAUUGUCGUUCGUUACGUCCGCGGAGUUGUCCCCUUUCGACGGAUUCGCUAUCACGUGCCGAAUCGCGUCUGUUUUGGCAUUGAUGCCACCAGCUACCACUGCAGAAGAUGACUGCUGGAUCGAGACGCCGUUAUCCGUCUCGUCGCCGUUGCCGCAGGUAGAAGCCGGGGUAACGGAUACGGUAACCAGCAGUGGUCCAAGUGACGCGGGGACGGACCUGGCGGUAACCUCGGUCAAGCCUAGACGUCCACGCCGUUCACAUUGGAACCGGACGAAGCGGUUCGUCGGGCUUAUGUUCUGUUGUGGUGCGAUCGACCUCGCAGACGAAUAUAGUUUAUGA